Molecule: messenger RNA, 1665 nt
Organism: Zootermopsis nevadensis
Lineage: Eukaryota; Metazoa; Arthropoda; Insecta; Blattodea; Termopsidae
Product: protein phosphatase methylesterase 1
Biological process (GO): protein demethylation
Molecular function (GO): protein methylesterase activity
Source: RefSeq, a predicted model, not a curated record
UUGUACAGUUGGUAAACGGGAACGAAUAAUGUUGUACAAAAGGCUGUGGAAUUUUAGUAUUUUGGUGUCUGUAUACCGUCGUUAUGUCAACACUGCAGAAGACUAUUCUAAAAGCAAAAUUGCCACCUAUUGUGCCGGUUGGUUCAUUGGGGUCAAGGGGGAACCGGCGUGGUGGCAUUGGCAGAAAGAGAGAUUACACACCAGUUAAAUGGAGUCGUUAUUUUAGCCAGUGUCGUGAUGUUGCUGUAAAUGGAAAUCAGUUCAGAGUGUAUUGCUUGGGCGAUAGUGGCCCACUGCUGGUACUGCUUCAUGGAGGUGGCUUUUCUGCUCUAACCUGGGCCCUAUUUUCUUCCUCAGUGACAAGUAUGGUAGGCUGUCAGGUAUUGGCCAUUGACUUAAGAGGUCAUGGAGACACUGUAACCACAAAUGAAGAGGAUUUGUCUGCAGAGACCAUGGCAAGGGACGUUGGAGAUGUUGUGACAACCCUCUAUGAGACAGACCCACCUCCUGUAAUACUGAUUGGGCAUAGCAUGGGUGGAGCAAUUGCUGUGCAUGCUGCAAGUGCUAACUACAUCCCUUCGCUGAUUGGUCUCGCAGUAAUUGAUGUAGUGGAGGGAACAGCUCUAGAUGCGUUGGCAAGCAUGCAGAGUUUCCUUCGUGGCCGACCAACAAAUUUCAAGUCCUUGGAGCAUGCUAUUGAGUGGUGUAUACGAAGUGGACAAGUCAGAAAUAUCGAGUCUGCAAAAGUUUCCAUGCCUGGACAGAUUAAAAAUAGUAAGUCUGGUAAGCUUGCAACAAAUGACAUAGAUACAUACGUACCCGUGGACCAAGUGGGUGAACGGCACAGUUCAUUAUCCGGUGACGCCAUUGAAGAAGAAGAAACUGAAGCAUCAAACAGUGAGGGUCAAACAGGAGUUACAGACGUCUUCAAACAUCCAUCUGCUUUGGCCAACAACAACAGUGAGUCGUCGGAGUACGUGUGGCGAAUAGAUCUGGGUCAAACAGAGAAAUACUGGUCUGGUUGGUUUAAAGGCUUAUCCAAUACAUUCCUUAAUUGUCCAGUGCCCAAAAUGCUGCUUUUGGCUGGAAUUGAUAGACUUGAUAAGGAUCUUACAGUUGGUCAGAUGCAAGGCAAGUUUCAGAUGCAAGUGUUGCCACAGUGUGGACAUGCUGUGCAUGAAGAUGUACCUGAUAAGGUUGCAGAAGUCCUGGCCACUUUCAUGGUCAGACACAAGUUUGCAGAGCCAGAAUCCAGUUUUGAAAGGACCUUCCCAGCUUGUUGAGGAGCUUACGGAAGGAAGCCUGCGAUGUCAUGUCCUCCAGUUAACCCACUUUGGGUGCCGUUGUCCAAACUGUGUACUCUAUUACAGUAAACCUGUGCUAGUAAAACAGGUUUGAAAGUGUUAAUUUAUUUUCCCCAUGUGGUACAUGAGUCCAGAGAGUACAGAGUAACAUGUUUUUAUGUAAAAAUGUUUCUAAGUAAAAGGAACAUGUCAAGGAGGACAAUAUCAAAACAGACAAAUGAAACAAGGGAAGGUGAUGGAUAUUAAAACCGAGCCAUAAUAAAAUCAUGCACGAUAGCAGUUCUGCUGCUGAUGUGAUAUAAAAGGAGUAACUAAAUUUUGUUUGUGAAGACAUGUAAUAAUAAAUGCUGCUAAAUUUUCU